Varroa destructor (honeybee mite) is the source of this 5046-nucleotide messenger RNA. RefSeq names its product glutamate receptor ionotropic, kainate 2-like. The record is from RefSeq and is a predicted model, not a curated record. Gene Ontology annotation, cellular component: membrane. Gene Ontology annotation, molecular function: ligand-gated monoatomic ion channel activity. Lineage: Eukaryota; Metazoa; Arthropoda; Arachnida; Mesostigmata; Varroidae.
UAUAGUCUUAUGGCAAUAGUUGCGGCAGCAGUAAUAGAAAGAAAACGAGGCAGUCAGAGAAACAAAGAACUGGCCGCCUUGCGGACGCGGCGUCGAAGCGAAUGAGAACCCUGACUCUAAGGAAGGGUACGCGGAGAGGGUUGCUUUCCACAUUUGCGGUGGAAAGGGCGGUGUCGUAGGGUAGUUGCUCCAAAGAGGCAGAUAGGGAAGGAGCGUUACGCAAAACACAGCCGACGGAAGGAUGCUCUAAGGCCUAUAAUGCGUCACGACCAUCAAUUUUAGCCUAUCGUUAUAGUCACACAUACAGAUGUAUAUGUGAUAAAAGUAUGUGACAGAGGAGUCUGUGUGGAUCAAUAUCAUUGAAGGCGCCAAGACAGCCUGGGCAUUUCCAUUAAAAAGAGGUAGGAGCGAUCGUGCAACGUGUUAAGUGAAGUUUCGUUAUAAUAACCUCAGGAUAAAACGGAGAAAAGCAUCAAGACGAAAGGAUUAGCGAAAGACCAUCGUCCAAAAAGUGAUAAACAAAAAAUGGAAGACAAUGUUAGCUAGCUGUUAAUGAAACCGAUAGGGUCACCUUUUAGGGUCCAUCAACAGUCUAAGGAAAUACAAACGGUGAUGGAUGGCAUCCCUACGAAAUUCGUGUACUAUCAAUAGAAUCUCUAGAAUCAAUAGUAAGCUUGUGUCUGCGAGAGAAAGCAGGUGAGAUGGUGUGAUUCUUUACUUUACAUCACCAGCCUUGUGUCAAGCAGUUAAUAUUUGUAUCUGUAGGCUACUGAUUAACCUACACGCUAUAUUUCAAAAAGACGCGAGAGUGUAGACAGUCCUUUGAAAAUGGACAGGUAAAAAUACGUGUUUCUAUAAUAUGAAAUUUCACGUCUUGUAAGAAAUUCAAUAUAAGUUUUUCAAACAACGAUUUGGCAUCAAGAGAAACGCUAAACGUCAUUAAAGUUGCUUCGGAAAAAGGGUGUGAUUAUGAUGCGGUAGAAGUAUACGGUCGUUGCGUAUUUCCGCAAUGGAAGCAAUGUUGGAUAGAGUGAUUACCGCCACGGUGAGUUACUCCUGCUGCCGAAUGUCGUACGAGGAAGUUCACGCGGGAUAGUUGAUGGGCAACCCGCAGCCAACACACUGAGGGCGAACAGUUUUCGUGCGGAGUCCUGUUCUGCGGUGAGGGUGGAUCAGGACCCCGCUCGCUAACAACCGCGAUGCGGUGGAUUGCAUUCGUCCUCGUUCUUUGCACGACAGUGCUCGUUCAGGCCGGAGACCUGCCGGUCAUGAAAAUCGGCGCUCUGUUAGAUGAGGACGAACAAGUAGCUUCCGGAGCACUAAUGGAUACACUGGUAGCCCGAAUCAACGCUGACCAUAAAAUACUGCCCCGAUUUCGACUACAUGUUGUCCGCGUAAAGGUCACAAAUUCUUUUGCUGCGGCUAAAGCCACAUGCGCACUGAUUGAUGACGGUUGUGUCGCACUCAUUGGACCGACGCAACAUGAGUCGCACAGAAUGGCUCAAGAGAUUGCGGCACGUCUUCAGGUGCCUUUUUUUGCGCGCGGUCGGCCUGGGGCAUCGGUCGGCAUGACAGGGGCGUCUCCAGCAGGUGGAGACAACUCCGGACCAUCCUCUUCUUGUUCUACUUGCUUCGAUCUGCUACCGCCAUCACGAGCGCUCAGCCGGGCCUUCGCCGAUAUCCUCAAAGCUAAGAAAUGGAAAAACUACGCUCUGAUUUACGAGAAAAAUCAAGACCUUGUCGAGCUUGCGGAGCUUAUUAAAAAUAAAAAUAUUCUGCUUUAUCAAUACCAACGCGGAGAACGGGGCACGAAAAGACUCAUUCGCGAAAUCGGCAGUGACCCGCAAUACAACUACAUCGUUCAGUUGCCCGCCGAUCGCGCUAACGACUUCUUCCGUCUUGCGGGUAUUGUUGGUUUGUUAUCUGAAUACUUUAGCUACUUCGUCACUGCGCAGGACUUUCAUACGUGGCAACUACCAGCCGAAGCACUGAGCAAUAUCACAGCGCUCCAGCUCCUCCACCAGGAGUUUGUUUCACUACCGUCGGAUAGCAACGGAAAGCGUCAACGAGGCGGCCCUAAACAACAACAGUUUAUUCACCAACAUCAAGCAUCGCAACAACAGCAGUUCCAACAACAACAACAGGCCCAGCAGCAGCUUCAAACUCCCCCUGCCCCACUUAAGUAUCACACCGCGUUGCUGCACGACUAUAUCUUCGUGUUUGCGCGUGCAGUCGGAACACUUUCACGUACGCAAAAUAUGGCUCCCGUUUCCGACGCGAGUUGUCACAAGCCAAGGAACGGCUGGCCGAUGGGUCUGACAAUUGCUACGCAGAUCAAGGCAACAUCGAUGCAAGGACUAUUUGGAAAUAUUCAGUUCGAUACAUUUGGAGCGAGAUCGAAUUUCAGCGCCUUCGUGACGGAACACAAACAUGGCACGAUUGUUAAGGUGGGAACAUGGGCGCCCUCAUCGGGCUUUAGCAUGACAAGGAACGUAUCUUGGGACCGAGUCCACGCGGAGCAUUCGUUGCGGAACCGGCCUCUCCGCGUCGUGACGCUCCUCAGUCCUCCGUUUGUGAUGUGGCGCCAACAGCAGAAUUCAGCAAAAUCCGAACGAAACGGCGAUUUGGAGGGGUUCUGUAUCGACCUGCUGAAUGAACUUUCCCGAAUGCUUCAGCUCAAGUUUGAUAUUCGGCUUGUCAACGAUUCGCAACACGGUAGUCGAGAUCGCCAGGGUAACUGGAAUGGCCUCAUUAAGGACAUUCUCGAUAUGGAGGCUGACGUAGCGCUAGCUGACCUCACGGUGAACGUCGAAAGGGCGCGGGUCGUUUCCUUCACGACACCGUUUUUGCCCUCACAACUGGAGCUGCUUUACCGGCCGCCUUCAACAGCGGGCGAUCUCGUUUCUUUGGUCAAAGAGCUCUUUUCGCCACUAUCUCAGGAGGUUUGGCUAUCUGGUGUAGCGUGCGUGUUCAUGGCUACAUUUGCCAUGUCAUACGCAUCAAAGUUCAGUCCUCGGGAUAGGGUCCGCCGAAGCUCUUCGAAACAGGCAAACAUCCAGACCUGGACAAAACCAAGAUUUUCGUUUGGAGACAUCUUUCAUCUUGUUGCUUGCUGUGCUCUGAGGCAACCGCCAAUAAGCAAACGUCCACGUGGCGUAGCCACACGUUUCCUUACGUCCGUGCUUUGUUUUACAUCGUUCGUCUUUUGGUCGGUGUAUACAGCGAGACUAACAGCACAAUUCGUGCAGCGUAGGAUGCAUUUCGACGAAUUGCACGACGCUGGUGACCUUCUUAGAGUAAAAGGCAUUCGUUUUGGAUACGUGGCCAACACUUCUUCCCAGCUUUUUCUCCAGGGCGCCAAUUAUGAACCGUUCUCGACAAUCUGGUCGUUGAUUAUGGGUGCAGGAGACAUUUCGACACUGCCAUCACUUGAAGAAGGACUUCGUCUGGUGCAAGCCGGUGGUUAUGCCAUGUUUACAGAAACACCAGCAGCUGAAUACCAUCAGUGUUCUAUUAGCGAUUGUUCUGUGCUUCGUCUGGCCACAGGCAUCGAAACACCUGGAUAUGCUCUGGCUUUGCCAAGAGCGUCCCCCUACACGGAGUUAUUUUCGCAAAGCGUACAGAAACUGCGGGAGAAGGAGGUGAUCUCCCGGUUACAACGCAAGUGGUUUCUAACUCCGCACAGUUUAGUCGGAGCACCGCACCCAUUCUGUAGGUCAGAGAUUUACCGAUGGGGCCAACUAACCGCCCCUGGCUUCGCAACGGGGCCAUUUAUUCUUCUAGGAGCAGGUGCCCUCGUUGCUGCAUUACUUGCUCUUAUCGAGUGUUGUUGUAUCGCAAAUGCGCGAAGGAAACGAUCCCGCAAACAGUCGAGCAACAGUGUUGCAAACAAAAAGCCCAAAGGUCAGAUUACAUCGAUAACUCCCAUUAUGUGUUCUCCUGACUCUGCACAUCAGCAAACCUGUGAGCCGAAACCACUUCCUAGGGACGGCCCGGACGAUAACACCCAGAUUGUAGCUGCAGUAACCACAUUGUUGGCCGUGCCUUCGGCAACAGGUCCGAUACCCCCUAUGCCGCCGGCGCCUUCCGAGGAUAACAUCGAAAUGAUGCGGCAAUGUCGCACGUUAGACCUGCAUGCAUUACCUAAUAUUCUGCCACCGGCCACAAUGGACCUUUACAAUAAUAUCAACACUAUGCCUAUCAGCGCCACCACGGCUGAGUCGGUGAUUCUGACGGGCGGUGUUCCCGCAACAAGGUAGCAGAGGGAGGAGGGCAGCGUAGUUGUGGCUAACACACUGCCUUCUAGCCACAACCUAAGUUCACGCCCCCAGGAGCAUGUCAGAACGGUUAAACCGGUUCAGCAACAAACCACAUCGAUGCAACAACAGCCUCAGCCAAUAUGCGCCGCUACGGGCACCGACAAAUCUCGCCUACUACUGCUCAAGACAUUCAUGUAAAAAGAGACGACAUGUCGUAAUGAGUUAUUUAAUCAAAAAAAAACAAAAAUAGAAAAACGAAAACAACAGGCCUUCAAGUAGCUUAUUGCCGAUUGGGAAAUUCGCUAAUCUCAUGAGGUAUAUAUAUAUAUAUAUAUACACAUCUUGCACACAAGGUUUCUUUUCACUUCAAUUUGUUGUACACCUGUCGCCUAGAGUAAAAAAGUAACUUUUGGGAGUCGUCUAAAUGUGCAGACGUUUACCGGCAGCCUCCUUAUGAACUCACGUGACAAUGUUUAGUAAAUGUGAAUUGCUUGAACCCAAACAUUUAAACAUUGUGUGCUCAUCUACUUGAGGGGCGUUCAUACUCCAGACAUACGUGUGUUAUCUAUUCAUUCAUCAUUCAUACUCACCCUUCACAGCGUCAUUAUUCACCAUUCAGUGUAACGUUCCCGUGCCAAUAUGAAUGGUCCUAUUUGACCCUAAAUAUGCGGUAGGUAAUCAGAAACAUAUAAAACCUUCGUCAUUUUCCCGUAUAAUUCUUCAUGCAACUAAGGCAGUGCGCAGUCAAACAUCAUAAAAAAUCCAGUUAAAUGUACGUACCCUGCGG